This is a messenger RNA of Dermacentor silvarum, 1142 nucleotides long. RefSeq lists its product as uncharacterized. The transcript is spliced from 2 exons. The coding region runs from base 42 to 1106 and encodes 354 amino acids. The record is from RefSeq and is a predicted model, not a curated record. Lineage: Eukaryota; Metazoa; Arthropoda; Arachnida; Ixodida; Ixodidae.
GAACGCAGACAGACCCUUGCACAUGGUUCUCGGAGGUGGAUAUGCCGAGCCUCUUCUUUUGUUGUUUAAAAGCAUGUGAAGCUGAGACGCAGGUUGUUCUUCCCUGCAAGAAGGAAAGCAAGAAUGCAUCAUGGGGAACAUCCUACGAUGUCAAGGAUGCUGCAUGUGAUCCUAUGAACGUUGGCCACACGACCUCAAGCCCUGGCUUCUGUGGUUAUGCGAGUGUUUCAUCCUGCUCCAGUGAAAACGCUUCAGAUAUUUUAAACUGUAUUGCUGAGGUUUCACUGAGUGUUUUUACAAAGCUGCUAUGUCCUGUAGUUCAGGCGCACAAUGUACAGGGGAAUGAGAAAACCACCAGUGCUUCAAACAAAUUGCUUCUUUUUUUGAUGAAGCUAAAACUAAACUUGUCCUACUCGUCCUUGGCGGUGUUUUUUGGGUUGCACAGAACCACAUGUUCAAGGCAUUUUCUGUUCAUCCUUUCCACUCUCCAUUCAAAAAUGCGGCCAGUAAUUUACUGGCCAUCACGGUCAACCACACAGCUGAUGAUGCCCAACUGCUUCAAGCCCGACUAUGUGAACUGCAGGGUUAUCAUUGGCUGCACAGAAGUACCCUGCGUGGGGCCAAGCACUGUCCAUGAGAAAGUACUCAUGUCUUCUAGCUACAAAGGAACAUACACUGUGAAAUUCCUUGUAGGAAUAACUCCAAGUGGCAUCAUAAGCUAUAUAUCAAGGCCUUAUGGGGGCCGUGCCACCGACUCUCUUAUCACAUCUGACUCUGGCACACUGCACAUGCUUGAGCCAGGGGAACUUGUGCUCGCUGACAAGGGCUUUCCUCAAAUCAGGAGUACUCUUGUGGAGCGAGGAGUUAAAUUUCAGAUGCCAAUCUUUGCACGACCAGAUGAGCCUAUUACACGUGAGGAGGUUCUCGGCACCUACAAGAUUGCAAGUGCAAGGAUACAUGUUGAGCUGUGCAUACAGUGCAUGAAGCUUUUCAGAGUAUUGUCAGAAAGACUGUCUGCUGAUCUGCUUCCUCACAUUGGCAAAAUCGUCAACAUGUGUGCAGUGCUGGCAAAUUUGCAGGCUCCAAUUAUUAAGGACAAAGAUUAGUAGGCAUGUGCGGAAAUCAUAGCAUGGCAUCUAUAA